GAGAAAGCAGAAGACGUGCACGGAAACUUGUCCUCAGCAGGCGGGAACUGCUGAGUGAACUGACUACGAACUCCAGAUUGGGUAAUUAUUUUAAAGACUUUGUAACAUUAUAAGUAGGGUACAAUGGGGUCAAAUAUAUCAACUGAGCAAAAUCAUGCUUAUUUAAUCCUGCAAAGUGUGUUAAAGCAGCAUGGAAAAACACUGGACGAAUCAUCCUUACAAAGCCUGUUGCUCUGGGUUCAACAUAACUUUACAGAACUGAAUGUAACUAACUUUCUAGACAAUGUUUUAUGGGACAGAGUGGGGGUGCGACUGUGGGAGGAGGUAACGCAGGGAAAUGAAAAAACUACAAAAGUUUUAAAACCAUGGAGAAUUUUAUACGAGACCCUGAGAGACCAAGCAACUGCAGAUCAAACCCUCCCCGAAAUCCCUACCACCAAUCCAGGCACCCCAAAUGCAUGCAUACCCCUGCAGGACGAGCUUCCCAUGCCUCUGCCCCUGUCAGUAACUGAAACUGUUUCUGAAUUGCCCAGAGAAAGACAAUUUCGCAAUACCGCUACAAAGCAUGUGCAAGGGGCUUUUCAAAGGUGCAAUGGGGAAAUCUUUCUGAGCACAAAGGUUCCAGGGACGACUAAUUCCUUAUCGGAGGAAAACUGCUGGGAUCCAGAGGUAUUCGACACCGAUAUGACAACCCUCCCCGACCCCAGGUUACGGUGGGAGGGCUUACGGCGGGAGGCUGCUGUGGCUGGGGACAUUGACAUGCUAAAAACCUUUCCUGUUUACAAACGACCAAACAGACUCCCGCACUGGGAACCUGUCCCGUAUCCAGUCUUAAAAGACUUGAAAAAAUCAGUCACAGAGUAUGGGUUAGAGGCCCCAUUUACAAUGGGUAUAUUGGAAAAUCUCUUUAGUGCCUUUACUCUAACCCCCCACGACUGCUCCUCCAUCGCUAGGAUGACUUUAACCACAAUGCAGUUCACUCUAUUUGAAACAGAGUGGAAAAACCUAAGCAAAAAAACUGCAGAAGAAACUUUAGCUACAAACAGGACCCCUAUAGCAAACACGCUGAACAAACUGCUUGGGGAAGGACCAUAUGCUGCCCCUGCAGCCCAGGCACGGAUCCCACUCCGUGAUUUAAACCUGGCAAAGGACCUGACACUGCAAGUUUUCCGUAAAAUCUCUAAGGCUGUGAUACAAUCCCCCUCUUUUACUAUGGUUCACCAGGGACCACAGGAGCCGUUUUUUCAGUUUGCAGACAGGUUCAGAGAUGAGAUUAACAAACAGAUCGAUAACACAGUUGCACAAGAUGCCCUGUUUCAGAAACUUACUGUGGAACAGGCGAACCCAGACUGCCAAAAGAUACUAAGGGCUAUGCGGAACCCCACACUAGCAGAAAUGUUGCAAGCUUGUAACAAUGUCGGAACUCAGGUUCACGCAUCUGUUUCCCUAGCUGAAGCUUUGGUCACAGCGCGAGAGUCCCUUGCCCUGCAAGAACGCUGCUUUGGUUGUGGGCAAACAGGUCACAUAAGGAGGUAUUGCCGGGCAAAAAGGUAGUCAAACCAACCCCCUGUCUGUCGCCGCUGCAGAAAGGGUUCACAUUUUGCAAAAGAUUGUCGCUCUAGGUUCACCAAGGAAGGCCACCCACUGCCGCCGAGAGGAAAUGGGAGAGGACCGCUCAGGGGAACAGCGCAAUGACAGAAAAGGUUCCUACAACCAACUUCAGCACCUGGUACCCGUCUCCUCUCUCAACCCCCAUACCUCAGGCAGUGCCGGAGUCGAUCUAGCAGCAGCAUCGACCGUAAUUCUACUUCACUCAAAGGUACAGAUUGUUUCUACAGGGGUACAGGGACCACCAGGAAACGGAUGCAAUGCUCUCUUAAUCGGUUGUUUCUCGGCCUCCGCAUGCGGGGUUUUCGUUUUACCAGGAGUCAUAGAUUCAGAUUUUAAAGGAGAAAUUAAAGUAAUGCUUUGGACCCCCUCGCCGCCUGCCUGUAUCGGUAAAGGAACGUGAAUUGCACAAUUGAUCCUAAUACACGCACACCCCCCGGGUUGGAGUAACAGACAAAGGGGAGAUCAAGGUUUUGACUCCACAGGAGACCAACUGGUCCCUGGAAACUUUAUUAACUGGUCACAGACUCUAUCCACAGAUCGUCCAAUCCUCCGAUGCUCAGUUUUCCACUCUGUUCGCAAAGAGACAGUUUUACUCAGGGGCCUUGCAGACACUGGUGCUGACGCUACAGUGAUCUCUGAACAGCAGUGGCCAGCCACAUGGUCCUUUGUUUCGCCGAACACAAGUAUCAAAGGGGUGGUUGGAGUUGUCUUGCCGAAACAGAGCCUACAUCCUGUGGUUAUUACAGGACCUGAAGGUCGUUCAGCAAUGGUAAGACCCUUCAUUUUAAACCUUCCAGUUGCACUGUGGGGCAGAGACGCCCUUGGACAGUGGGGAAUCGGGCUCAGUUCAAAUUUAUCCUAAUGGUCGCUGAAAGGCAGCUAGUUCCAGCCCUCAAAUGGAAAACACACACCCCGAUCUGGGUUCCACAGUGGUCUCUACCCAGAGAUAAACUACUGCAACUUCAAAUUCUGGUAAAAGAGCAACUUCAAAGCGGACACAUUUCUCCAACAACAAGUCCGUGGAAUUCCCCAAUUUUUGUGAUUCAAAAGCGAAGUAGGAGGUGGCGUUUACUUCAUGAUUUAAGACGCAUCAAUGAGGUUAUCGAACCAAUGGGAACGUUACAACCUGGCCUCCCAUCCCCAGCAAUGUUGCCACAGAACUGGUCUUUAACCAUAAUUGACUUAAAAGACUGUUUUUUCACAAUUCCCCUGCAUCCCAGAGAUGCAGAGAGGUUUGCCUUUUCUGUGCCAUCUCUAAAUGCCAGCGAACCAUAUGCACGAUAUCACUGGAAUGUUUUGCCUUAGGGUAUGAAAAAUUCACCUUCUUUAUGUCAGCUUUAUGUAGCAAAUGCCCUGUCUCCAGUUCACCUGCAGUAUCCAGAGGUACUUAUUUACCAUUACAUCGAUGACAUCUUAGUGUGUGCAGCUAAUACAGACUUAAUGCAACAAGCUCUGAAAGCCACAAUUAAAGCAGUCAAGGAUCAUGGACUAGAAGUGACUCCAGAGAAAAUUCAACAGGAAUCUCCUUGGCAUUACCUGGGUUGAAUAAUCACAGAAACAUCUAUACAGCCUCAACGUGUAUCCAUCUCCACAUCAGUAAAAACCCUCAAUGAUUUACAGCAGCUUUUGGGUAUGCUUAAUUGGUUUAGAUCUCUCCUAGGAAUCUCCACAGAUGAACUGCACCCACUGUUUGACUAAAUGAAGGGAGAUCCAGACCUGACAUCACCUCGACAGCUGACUCCAGAAGUCAGCGCAGCUCUGCACAUUGUGGAACAAAAGUUGAAUUCACAACAGGGACAUCGACGCCUUCAAAAGGAACCUGUGACACUUGUCAUCAUAAAAGGACCCCGACAGCCCUACGGACUGAUAGGUCAGCUGUACCAGAACAACACUGCAUUUUGUUUAUGGGAAUGGUUUUUUUACCUCACCAAUUUUCAAAGACAGUUACCACACUGCCAGAAAUGAUUUCUAAGUUAUGUUAUAAGGGUCGAGUUAGAUGCUGGGAACUCACGGGCACUGAUCCCGAAACGGUUUAUUUACCUUUAACUACAGAGCAUUUAGAACAAUUGUAGACACUCAGUUUGGAUUUUCAAAUAGCUUUAAUUG
Messenger RNA from Corapipo altera (White-ruffed manakin), 3717 nucleotides. Its product is annotated as endogenous retrovirus group K member 5 Gag polyprotein-like. Lineage: Eukaryota; Metazoa; Chordata; Aves; Passeriformes; Pipridae. Gene Ontology annotation, molecular function: nucleic acid binding; zinc ion binding. The record is from RefSeq and is a predicted model, not a curated record. Gene Ontology annotation, biological process: viral process. The transcript has 2 exons. Bases 124 to 1554 code for a protein of 476 amino acids.